Peronospora belbahrii is the source of this 4773-nucleotide messenger RNA. The record is from the annotation of a GenBank genome assembly. Lineage: Eukaryota; Oomycota; Peronosporomycetes; Peronosporales; Peronosporaceae.
AUGGAUCCAGAACGACUGGUGCCACAUUUACUUGGUGACAAACUGAAUACAAUCAUGUCACGUGCUUGUUGUAGCAUUAGUUACCAAAAGACAGUGGAGAAUGAGAAAAAUAAGACGCGAGGAGAACUAGGCGAGUUGGAUCAUUUGAUGAUGUUUAGGAUCACAGCCAAGACAAUGAAACGAGUGAAUGAUGGUAUGCUCUUGUUACAAGCAGUCGUUGAAAGCACGGAACAACAAUUGAGAAAGUAUUCACGCUCUGGCAGGAGGAAGGAACAGAUACAGCAGGAAGAAUAUGAUGAAGUGGCAGGAAAACAUGUUGGAAAGGAACGGUAUGCUCCGACUCAGAGACGGCAAUCGAUUAGCUAUGAUACUCCAGUCACGAAAAAACGAAAUCGAGAUAGUGGUACAAUGGAAGAAAUUGAGACAAUGACACAGCAACGACAUGAAAAACACCACCGAUAUGAAGACAGUGCUGCUACACACGUCGUGUCAAAACGUGGGCAAAGCGCUAAGGAUUGUACACAACAGCCGGACCGGUCAGAUCAACAGCUAUCUAGGAAUGGGAAUGAAGAAAGAGAAAAAAACGUGGAAGCCGUUGCUUUUACAAUAGGAGGAGACGAUGAACAGCGUUUGCGCGAUGAAAGAGAAGCGUUUCGGAUACGACUGACACGCACUGUAAUGAUCUCGCGGCGCUUAGAAGCUGAGGCCAAAAGUGUUCGUAUUCAAGAAACAUUGGAGCGCAAUAAGUACUUAAGAUUGCGUCGACACUUUGAAAAGAUGGCACACUGCAAAAAAGUCGCUGAGCUUGUGGUAAAGAAGCAGUGCAAUGCAAUGGCGGCAUCGUUAUCGACUACUUCGUUGAGUAAGAAAAAGCAGCAUUUGCUUGAAAUGGAGAGGCUUAGUGUCGCCCACGAUGUAUGCGUACCAGCAACCAGCCUACUGUUUGUGACCCAUUCCCAAUUUCGUGGCGUUAAGACUAAGCGUAGGAAUGCGGGUAAGUCCCGAUCAGCUGGGCUGUCGUUUAUUGCGAGUGAGAUGGCAGAGGACAGUGAUUUGGCGUGUUUGGUGAAGAAGGUGCAAGCAUUUGGAAAAUUGAUUACAUCGGGUUCAAGCGAGCUGCCCACCGUGGAAGACUCUGGUGUUCAGUGCGGUGCCACCCUAGGUGAGGCGGCGGACACUUUUGACUUUCUACAUGAGGAUGCAGAUGUAUGUGUCGACACGGAAGUGUUGUCUGCGAGUGAGACAGUGGCUGGUACGUCUAUGAAGACAACAGCAGAAGAUAUUGAAGUUAGAAGCGAGGAAAAAAGCAGUUCUCGACGCGAUUCUUUCCGCUCGACGUGGGAACUUCCUGGUCUGACCCGCGAUCUAAACUUGAUUCAGGACUAUUCUUUAGAAACGGAUUGCAAAUUACUGCGCUUUUUGUCUGGCGAACGGCAGUAUUUUUACCUGGAGUCACUCACAAUUGGUAACUCCUGCUCGCGCGAGGUUAAGAGAUGGCUUCUUACCACGCACGAUAUUCAGAUUCUGCAUCGAUAUCUAUUGAAGCGCGCUAACAUUGGGAAAGAGAUUGUGCUGUGUGCUGAACGAUUACGUGCAAUCGGCAACCUGGUGCCGCCGCUUCCCUCUUUGUCAAGUGAAUUCUCGUUGAUUGGCGAGUUGGGCGUGUUUGAGUCUUCACGCCACAAAGAAUGGAGUGAGCUACAAAAUAAGAUUGUUGCCUUGCACUCACUCGCCUUGGUGGCUCAUUUGCUGGGAAAGCACUAUCUGGCUAGACAUGUGGUUGGAACCACUGAUCGAAGCAUCAACUCUACAAGCCGCAGUCACGAUAACCUUCUAGAUGAGGGUACGUUGGAGUCUGACCUGUUUACAUAUAUUCUGCGCCCGAUCCGAUCUUCUGCAAUUGAGUCUAGUCUAUUUGACUCGCUUCCAAUCUCGUUAGUGCGCGAAACCAUUGAGCAGUGCCCUGAGGUCGUCAACCAUGUGCUUCAAUGGAAAGGCAAGGACGACGUGCCGGAAUACCUUCGUGAGACUAAUUCAUGUGACGCAUGUGCCAGUGAUGUGGCAUCUUCUGCAAUUGGCCAGCAAGAUUAUCCCAGCAGCAGUUACUUUCUAAGAAAUCUAUUGUUGAGGCUUACGGUGCAUAUGCGUGAUUUGGAUGCUGUGAUAAAGGCGCUAGUGUCUACACUGAAAGAGAAGCGAUCUGGUCACGACAAGGGUAAUGCUAAUAACACUAGUCAGCGUCGCCAACGCGUCAUUGCGCACGUGAAUCGUUUGAAAAGUGUUACAGCACAUGUUGUGGUUGAGAAUACAAAGCUGCAGCUUCACAAGUGGUGGAUUCUCUUUGCUGAAAAUUCUUGUGCGUGGUUUGAUCCGGACAGUGUUGACGAAAUGGACGACAGAUCGUACGAUAAGUUUACAUGCCUUCAAGAUGCUUUGUACAUUUGGCACAAUGAGGCACUUUUGUAUACAACCAAGGACGAUUUCGUGGACCCUGAGCGUCUAGCAGAGUCCGCACUUGAUCAAACUCAAGGCACUACAGCUGACGGUGAAUACGAUACUGCCUAUGGAUUGUCCCCUUUUGACGCCAUGUCGAGGGACAUUAACCGCACGCCCGUUUUACGCGACGAAGAAUUGGCUGCGCUAUUACGAUUGACUCCUGUGGGCAUGCGUGACGAGGUACAGAAUCAGCCAUUUACGGUCGAAGAGGCGAGGGAAUGCAUCAUGACACCACAAAGUGUUGAAAAUGCGCGCGCCCAACUAGAGGAGUCGCUAGCAAGUACCCGAGAUUUGAUGAAUGAAUUAGGGCGCUCUGGGCCGUGGCGUACUCACGUGGAGCAUUUUAAUAGUUUAAAAUGCGAACUGGCCAAGCAAUUGGCGAUCCAAAAAAAGCUUGUGAAGCAUCAGUGGGCACGAUACUAUACGAAAUAUAGAGAAUUUGCUCCAUCACAGAUCCAAGGCGCAAGCGAAGAGGAAAAAGAAAAGGCAUCAGUUGAGAAUACUGAUAGCCAGCCGCAUAGUGAGCCUAUUGCUGAUAGUAGCAGUGGUGAUGCAGCAUCGUCGGCGACUGAUUGGAUUGGUGUGUUUGAUCCUGAGAAGGACGCCCCAGAAAUUAUUGAGAUGAAAAAGCUUCGCCAUGAAAUUACCUUGGCAAAGGACCAAUUAGUGCGCAACAUUAUCUGUGACAGCACGAAUAAUUGUGGUGUAGCGUUAUCGUCAUCUCUACUUAUUGACGACCAGAAGGCGCUUGUAAAAGAAUGUAGGGGGCUAGCUACAUCUUGCGUGCAGGCGCUAGGCAAAUUUUUGGGCAUGGAGGAAACAUGUGAGACGUCUAUGGCACCGUUCCAGAAGAGACAGUUACGAUCCAGCAAGCAACUCAUCCGCCCUGACGAGGGUCCCACUACGGCAGCUAAGGGUGAUAGGCCCACCCGGAAGUCUAGCAGACGGCGACUGCUUGGGUCGAAGAAAGCAAGUUCUUACGCUUCAAGAAGCGGUCGAGGAAGCAAAAAUCGACGAAGGGAGUCUAUUCGCGUUGCAAAAGCUUUAGCAGCGUCAAAUGCUGAUUUCUUGCUUCCUCUUGUGCGCUCGUCAAGGACGUCAUCACGAGUAAUGUCUGUGUGCAGCAGUGGCAGUAGUUGUGAUCGGCGCUCUGACGGCUGUCCACCACUACGAAUGGGGUGCUCAGGCUGCCGCGACUUACGGCGCCGCUGCACAGGUUGUUCCGGCUGCUGUCUUCAUUGUGUGUGCGUGAGUUGUGGGUGCCGCAUGUGCUGUUCAUCUCGGCUUUCUGCUGUGCAGAAAAUAAUGGCUCAAAUGCUGGAUGGGAUUGAGGCCAAUGAGGCCUGCAAAUGGAUGAGCAGUGCGUCAGCGGGAACCAAUGGCCAUCGCUGUGGAAUGCUUUUCUUCUGUCAACGAUGUCAUUCUUGCGAAGAUCACUGUCCGUGCCAUUUAACCGACUGUGCUUCAGGGCCCGCUAUUGAAGCUACGACUGCAACUCCAAUGACAGCCAACUCGACUCUUCACGCUACGAACUUCUCGUCUGAGUUCAUAGCCACACUCAAUGCUACUUCAACAGGUACGGCUUCGCUGUCAUUCUCUCGUAGAGAACGGCGCUUUAGGAUAAAUUCCGUAGCAGCUCAACGCCGUGGUCCAAACGUGCAUGUGAAUAGCACCCUUGAUGAGUCGAUUUCAGCUCACGGAGACAGCAAUGAUUUGAGUGCAAAUUGUUCAGCUACGGCGCACGGAGGUCGCGGUCCACUGCCAACGUUCGAUUAUGGUAUCGACGACGCCUUCGGUCUUGGUCCGAUGGAUCAACCUGGGCAGUGUCGCACGUGGCGGCCAGCACCGUCCGACAAGAACGAACAGGAAGAUCUGUUUCGCGCGGCGCGUGUGCGAAUGAAGCUGGUGCGCUCAGCCUACGCUAAAAGUAUGGGCUCAUCAUCAGGCUCGGGUUGCCUAGACGGCGAGCAAUUGUGGCAACCAGAGCGAAUCCGGACGAUGUGGGCGCGUCGUGACUUUCAUGGUGUGCUGGGACUCUCGCGCGACGCCACCGUCCAGCAGAUCAAGCGCCAAUACCGUAAGCUUGCACUCAAGCUGCAUCCUGACAAAUCAUCUGAUACUUCAGCUUCGUUGGAAUCUACUAUUGCUGAAGCUGGCUGCAAUAUCGGAGCAGAUAACUCUGGCAAGCGCGUGGAUGCCUUUGUUGCUGCGACACACUCAUACAAAAUUCUGCUUGGGGACGCUGAUGCCAUCCAUGCACGGGCCUGGGUUGAUUGA